Molecule: messenger RNA, 1031 nt
Organism: Acanthopagrus latus (yellowfin seabream)
Lineage: Eukaryota; Metazoa; Chordata; Actinopteri; Spariformes; Sparidae
Product: runt-related transcription factor 3-like
Exons: 6
Coding region: 1-882 (293 amino acids)
Biological process (GO): regulation of transcription by RNA polymerase II; neuron differentiation; regulation of cell differentiation
Cellular component (GO): nucleus
Molecular function (GO): RNA polymerase II cis-regulatory region sequence-specific DNA binding; ATP binding; DNA-binding transcription factor activity, RNA polymerase II-specific
Source: RefSeq, a predicted model, not a curated record
AUGUGUACCAAGUAUCCUGUGGUGAAGCGCCGACCUGCACCUUCACCCGCCAGCCACCAACUGGACGACCAGGAGGCCAGGUCUCUCCUCCACCAGCGCAGCACGGCGCCACCCAGAGGCCUGGUCCAGACGGACAGCCCCAACUUCCUCUGCAGCAGCCUGCCAAAGCACUGGAGGUGCAACAAAACCCUGCCGAGAGCCUUCACUGUGGUUGCCCUGGGCAACGACGUGCCAGACGGUGUCGUUGUCACGGUGAUGGCUGGCAACGAAGACAACAGCAGCGCUGAGCUACGCAACGCCACAGCAACCAUGAAGCAAGGCUACGCCCACUUUAAUGACCUCCGCUUCAUAGGUCGCAGCGGCAGAGGUAAGAGUUUCACAAUUUCCAUCAACGUGCUGACGUCGCCGCCUCAGAUCGCCACCUUACACAGAGCCAUCAAGGUGACGGUGGAUGGACAGCGGCUGCCGAGACGACAGAGGCAGAAGGAGGUGAAGUCAGGAGUGUUCAGGUCAUCCAGCAGCAGCUCUGCAUCAUCAGAUUGUAGAUCCUUCCCCUCCUCUCUCUGGACCACUGAGCCGUCCUUCCUGGGUCAGGUGACCUCUCUGACUUCUUCCUUCCCUUCAAAUCCCAGAAUGCACCUGCCUGCCCUCACCUACUCCACCCAGCCCUCCCCAUACAGCUCCUACCUGUCCUCUCCUCCUCCUCCACCUCCGCUGAGCCACAGUGGUCCGUUCCAGCAGGGCAGCUACUACAACUACGGACCGAACCAACCGCUCCAAACCGCGGGGGAGGACCGCAACGUCAUCACUGCACUGAGCAAUUACAUAGAAGGGGCGUGUCUCUCUCUCAGAGGGGAGGAGCCUGUCUGGAGGCCCUAUUGAUUAUGGGAUGUGAUUAAAAUUAGAUUUUUUUUAUGAGAUUCAGACAUUUUAAAUAUUUUUUCAUCCUUUGACCCAUGAGUAAAACAUAUCUUGUGUGUUUUUCACUUUUAUUUUUUAUUAACUGUAACUUCUGAGUGCGAUUAUACUGU